This is a messenger RNA of Aedes aegypti (yellow fever mosquito), 6060 nucleotides long. Its product is annotated as FERM, RhoGEF and pleckstrin domain-containing protein 2. NCBI's taxonomy places the organism in Eukaryota, Metazoa, Arthropoda, Insecta, Diptera, Culicidae. The record is from RefSeq and is a predicted model, not a curated record. Gene Ontology annotation, cellular component: cytoskeleton. Gene Ontology annotation, molecular function: guanyl-nucleotide exchange factor activity; cytoskeletal protein binding. Bases 1798 to 5346 code for a protein of 1182 amino acids. The transcript is spliced from 15 exons.
CUCACGGUCGUUCGUUGUCGAAUCACGUACUGGCAGAGUAACUGCUGCUGGUUGGUUGACCUGUGGGAAGUCAUCCAAAUCUGCAAAUUUAAGUUCUGCCAAAGGUCCCGCAGUUCCGUCUAUCAGUGGUCAGUUCCGUGUGACCUUUAUCGCCCCCCUAUGGGUGUGUGCUCGCGCGUAUCUGAGUACAAGUUCGUGGAAAUAUGACCCUUGCUGGGCGGUGCCAUUGCCAUACGGACAAAUUGCGUGUCGUUCUGCGAAAUCGAAAAUUGGAAAGUGAUAAAUGAAUCAAACACCUUUUCUAGCCAUCAGUGUCCAACUGUGAAGUGCUGUGAUAAGAAAGCAACAAAAAAUCAAACAGCACCUAGGUGUAGCUAACCGCAGAGAACGGGUAUUGAAUGAUACCCAAAGCACAUUGACUGGUCCUCUCCAAACAAGGAAAACUAGGUCGAGCCUGUAACUGCUGAAUUCUGCUCUCUGUGUGGCUGCUGCUGCUGCUGGUUUUGGGAUGGGGUGGAUUCCUGCCACUCGCUUCGGGCUUGUUUUUCCUGAUAGUGGUGCGUGUGUAACUUGGCUGGCCUAGCCUGGAAAGAGUGGCUCCUCGUCGCCAUACACCGCCGCAUAGUGCAUACAUUGUGUGAGUUUUGCAAACUGUGAAUGACGUCGAGAGCAGGUUCACUUCGGGGGGUGGUGUUGAAGCUGUAUAGCACACGAGAUGUCAUACCCGACAACGAUGACCUGGAAAAAUUGCGUGGAAUCUAGUGCAUGAUGUUCCGAGCCUUUGCAUAUUUAAUGUUGUGGUUUUGCGAUGAGAAGUUUGUCGAGCGAAACUGAUAUGAUAAUGGGAAAAUUGAGUCGGUUAUAAAUCAUACGUAAAGUGACGAUAAUGGGCGUGACAAAAGGCAUGAUUUGAACUUUGGAACAGUGAAGAUUCGAAUCGAUUGAUGAGCCACACCCUUCGGACGAACGAACCGAACAUACGAAACCGUCGAAAGAUAUCGAACGCGCGCGCGGCUUCUGAAUCCGGUGGAUGAAUGCGCGUCAUCGUCUUCAGCAGAUAGCAGAAGAUCCGCUAAGAAACAGCAGCUGCAGAUCGAAGAAAAAUUGUUGAUUUGUUGAAAUAAUUGUUUAGAUUUAUAGGGAAGCCAAGCGUAGAGUGUGUAGUGCGUGUGAAGAAAUAUUGCGUGAAAUUAGUCAAUGAAAGAAUAUAUAGUUUAUGUGCGUGUUGGAGGCAGAGUAUAAGAGCGUAUAUUUUAACCAGUUCCACCAGAUGAAGAUCGAUUUACGAGUUCAAUAGUACCGGCUACGCUUGUUUGAGUUUUGUUCUAAGCUGUAAGCAAUAUUAAUGAAGAGUGCGCGAGUGCAGUUCCUGAAGGCAAUGAAGGGCAUCAGUGUAAUAGCGAAAGCAGACGAAGCAGUUGGUGGCAGUGAAUAAAGCGAUUCCCGGGAAGCGUUGGAAAGAAAGCAAAGCAUGUAAGGCCAGAUGUGAUCAGCCGGUUUUAGUCGCGAGUUAAUAUACCAGUAGUGAAGUGGCGCGCAAUGAUGUGCGUUUGUUGAUUUACUUUGGGUUUACGUUAUCUGUUUUAGUCAUAUUUGGUUCCACUCAGUGAAUGUUCGUAUUUGUGUGAAAAGUGUAAAGCAUAAGAAGAUCUACAUAAGCUGAAAAAGAGAUCAAACAUCAAGAAGAAAAAGAAAGUCACAUGCAAUAGCAUCAAACAACAAUCUGUGUGCCAAAUCUUGACGAACGUAGUGAAAUAAGAAGCGACACACGCAGCACGCGAUACUCAAGAAUUCAUCAUGUCACUGGAUUCGAUGGGACCGUCGUCGGCUGUUGGAGGAGGCAGUACUGGUGGUGUGGGAACGUUGUCCGGCACCAGGAUGAUUCACUCACUCAGUACACCAUCCGGGGUAGACGGGAGCAUUUCAGCGUCACACACCCGCGGCGGCAAGAAACUGGCCGUGCGGAUCCAGAUGCUGGACGACACCGUCACCAUGUUCCAGGUUCAGGCCAAAGCACUCGGGAAGGUUCUAUUCGAGCAAGUAUGUCGACAGUUGAACCUACUGGAGGCAGACUACUUCGGGUUGGAGUACCAGGAGGCUCCAUCCGGUACAAAGUACUGGCUCGAUCUGGAGAAGCCGCUCAACCGACAAGUCGGACUCUCGCUAAUCGAACCGAUGCUUCGGUUUUGCGUCAAAUUCUACACUCCAGAUCCGCUCCAGCUGGAAGAGGAAUACACCCGGUACCUGUUCUGUUUGCAAAUCAAGCGGGAUUUGGCCACCGGCAGUCUACAGUGCAAUGACAACACCGCCGCCCUAAUGGCUAGCUAUAUUGUGCAAGCCUCCUGCGGUGACUACGCCCCGGAAGACUAUCCGGAUCACACCUAUUUGUCUUCGUACCGAUUUGUGCCACAACAGGAUCACACCAUGCAGCGGAGGAUCAUGGAGAACCAUAAAAAGCACAUAGGACAAUCCCCGGCGGAAGCGGAUCUCAACCUGCUGGAGACGGCCCGACGCUGUGAGCUGUACGGCAUGAAGAUGCACCCGGCCAAAGAUCACGAGGGCGUGCCGCUCAAUCUGGCCGUGGCUCACAUGGGCAUCGCCGUCUUCCAGGGCAUCACGCGAAUAAACACCUUCUCGUGGGCCAAAAUCCGCAAGAUAUCGUUCAAGCGGAAAAAGUUUCUCAUCAAGCUGCACCCGGAGAAUUACAUGUACCACAAAGACACGGUGGAGUUCUUCUUCGAGGGCCGGAACGAGUGCAAAAAUUUCUGGAAAAAGUGCGUUGAAAACCACGGGUUCUUCCGUUGUUCGGCCGUGCAAAACGUGCAGAGGCGGAAAGCGCGGGUGUUAUCUCGAGGAAGCUCAUUCAGGUACAGCGGCAAAACCCAGAAACAGAUCAUCGAGUUCGUUCGGGGCAAUUACGUGAAGCGACAAACGUUUCAAAGGUCUCAGUCUUUCCGUCAGGGUCCUCUACAUUCAAGUAACCGAAGUCAAUCACGCACUUCAUGUAAUGUGAAUCAAAGCAUCUCGGCUCAUCCUUUACUUCCAAUCGAAACCGCGGAAUGGGAGCGUCGCAGUCAGAGCAACGCCUUGAGGACGCCUUCUCAGACGAGGAAACCAGUGGAUAUGGGGGGGGAUCACCGACCCGGCAGUCCUACCGGACUGGGCAAUCGUUCUCAGCUCACGGAAGCCCAGGUGGAGACCUAUCCGACGAGGAACUAUGCCCAAACGGGCCCAUCGGGAAUGGGCUCAUCCUCGGUGGUGGACCACCACCAGGCGGGCCACCUGCAGCAGGAUUCGAGCAGAUCGGUGUCCCCGGGGGGCACAUGGAGUUCGCCAUACCACCCCAGCAACAACAGCCAUGUGCGAGAAGCCGAUCGGGUUCGUGUACGUCAAGACGGUCUCAGUUCCGCCACGGACGAGUACCACGGAAUCAACGGGAACGUCUCGUUGGACCGGCGCAGUGAGAUUGUUCAGUCACCGAAUCGGUACGAUUUGGUUCCCGGCAUUGGCGGAGGUAAUAACGCCUCCGACCGGUCCAACAAUAAUUCCCUCUCGCGGACCAGUGAAGCCGGAACGUACGAUUUGAGCAGUGCCGAAGCAAGGGCCCGCAAUGGGUUCAACAAUAAUGGCAACGGCAAUGGGGGCCUGCACACGGUCGACGAGAAUGUGAUCAAUAAUAAUAUCAACAACAACAACAAUGUACAUCACUAUCAGAAUCAACCGACCGCGCCGACGCAUGCCGCCAUGAUUGGCGGGAAUGGAGUCAAUGGGGGUUCCGGUACGCUGCGUUCUAUCGACGAGGAGAUCAAGAAGAAGAAAUGGCCUACGGAUCGGGCGUAUUUCCUAGCGAAGGAACUGUUGAUGACCGAAAGGACCUACAAGAAGGAUUUGGAUGUGCUCAAUACGUGGUUCCGAGAGGAACUGACGCCUGAGGACGUAGAAAACCUGCAACCUUUGUUCCAGUACUUUGACUCGAUGCUCGAACAUCACAGCGUGUUUCUGAGGGAUCUCGAACAUCGGAUAUUGCUUUGGGAGGGUCGUGGCGGUCACGAGACCCAUAGAAUUGGCGAUGUCAUGCUGAAGAACAUGGUUGUGCUUCCGAUCUACGAUGAAUACGUCGAAAGCCAUCGUGAAAUUCUUCAGCGGUUGAACGAUCUCUACGAGAACGAUGACCGGUUCCAGCAAACCUAUCGAGAUUUUGAGUUGCAGAAAGUGUGCUACCUCCCGAUAUGCUAUUUCGUUCUGAAGCCCUUGCAUCGGCUUCUACAUUAUCAGCUGCUUCUCGAACUGCUAUUGGAGCACUACGGUGAGGAUCACUUCGAUUACACCGACUGUCACGGGACGCUAAUGAUGCUGACUCGGACCACCGAGGUGGUACGUAACGAGCUGGCCUCGUCCGAGAACUACACUCUUCUGUGCGAGAUCCAGCGGGACCUGGACGGGUUCGAUACCCUGGUGCAAACCGACCGAAAACUCAUCCGCCAGGGCUGUCUACUAAAGCAUUCCAAACGGGGCCUACAGCAGCGAAUGUUCUUCCUCUUCUCGGACAUCUUGCUGUUCGCGUUCAAGUCACCUAUCACGCAGACCUUCAAGGUGUUGGGACACGUUCCGGUGCGGGCACUCCUCACGGAGAAUGCCGAGCACAAUGCGUUUGUGAUAUUCGGAGGGCAGCGAGCGCUUACGGUGUCGGCUGGAACGACGGCCGAGAAGACACUGUGGCUACAGGAGCUGACCAAGGCGGCAGCAGCCGUUCGGCAGAAACCCAACACUCAGCUACCGAUGGUUUCGGUUAAAUAUUGCACAUCAUCCGAGGAAAAUCUGGAAACAUGUGGACUGAACAAUUCCCUGAUCAAUCCCCCAGCGAAGCCACCGUCUUCUAGGAAUAACACGGCACUGCACGUGUGCUGGCAUCGAGGCGUUACCAUCUGCCUGGAGGACCACCUGCGUGCGGGACAGAACCAAAUCUCCGGCUAUCUGCUGCGCAAGUUCAAAAACAGCUCCGGCUGGCAAAAACUCUGGGUUGUCCUGACCUCGUUCUGCCUGUACUUCUACAAGAGCUACUCGGACGAGGCCGCGCUGGCCAGUUUACCCCUGCUGGGAUACACCGUAGGACCGCCGGGUAUUCAGGAUGCCGUACAGAAGGAGUACGUCUUCAAGCUGUCCUUCAAGAACCACACGUACUUCUUCCGGGCGGAAAGCGAACACACCUACCAGCGGUGGUUGGAAGUGCUCCGCAGUGCAACCCAAAUGCAAGACCUCAAGCUAUCCGCUGGGAAUGGCAAUCAUCACACUAGCAAUAAUAACAAUAAUAACGGCAAUGGUAACGCAUCAACCGGUGGACAGUAGCGCAAGUUUGAAUCACUUCUUCAGUGAAGCACCCUCAUCACAUCAACACAGUAGAACCGACUUCCAGUUUGAACAUUUUACGAACGGAUGUUAGUCCAUCAGUAGCAAUCGAGUCAAUCAGCGGAUAUACACGUUAUUUUUAAAUAGUUUACUUUAUCAACUGCGAGAGAAUCAUAAUUGGCGAGUGUGGAAGGUGUGAAAGCAGUUCUUAGUUUCAAAAGUAGAGACAAUCAUUAUAGGUCGAACUUUCUUAAAGAAAGUAAAUGAAAUGGAAAACGAGUGGCUGCCAACGCCACUCAGCUGAUCUAAUCGGCUUCCGAGAAAUUACAAGAUCACCAUCUUGAGUGGGAAAGAGAUUUCUGUAUGCCACUGCGGUGGUAGUGAAAUGCAAUCGUUGAUGUAGGUAGCCUUAGAAUCACUUAUGUGGCUAUUACCUACAGAAUGCAGUAGAUUGUUGAAAAAAAAACUGUAAUAGGUACGUGUUAGCAAACAAAAAUGCCAAUCGAAUGAAACUUAGGAUGAUUAUUUAUACACACACAUAUAUAUACGUAUAUGAUAUCUAUUUAAAAUUCUACAGCGAACUAUUUCGCAGCCCUUUCCAUUUUGUUCGAAAAAUUAUUGCAGCUGUAAGGAACACAUUGUGGCAGAAAAAUUUCAUUAUUUUACAAAUAAAACAGAAACAGUCUUUUAUAGAUCUAUUUGAAUUAAAAGCAA